AUGUCUCUCUCAGCUCUACCAAUUGAGAUCAUCUGCAUGAUUGUGGAGCGCAUUCCAACGCAGGCCGGCGUCAAGGCGUUUAUGUUGAGCCAUCGGCGAGUCUCUAAUUUACCACUCGUACGAGAGUGUUUAUACAAUCGAACAGGAAAGUCCCGGUUGAGUGAAAAUUUACUGUGGGCAUGUGAGAAGGACGACAAAAACUUGGCUUGCGCGAUGCUGGCGCUGGGAGCGGAUAUCAAGUGCAGCAGCAAGGACCAGGUCUUCACACCUUUGACAAUUGCCGCAGCAGAAUGCAACGCAGAAAUUGUGAAGCUACUUUUAGAGCAUGACACGAGUAUUAUCAACGGGGCAGGCGGAUGUGGAGAUACCGCACUCAAGCAGGCAAUUUUCCGAGGACAUAUCGAGAUUGUGAAGACCCUUCUUGCCCAGUCAAAUCUCGAUCCAUCAGCGGCCAAUCCACAUCCCAGUCGAACGAUGCAAGAUCCCUUUUAUCGUCUAAAGCCACUUAACGAGGCUCUGGCCCGUGGGAACGAGGAGAUGGUGCGAAUGCUGAUGGAGGAUAGUCGUUUCAAGCUGGAUCAUAAUAGCUUGGCUGCAGCUGCAGAUGGAGGGAAUGAAAGCCUCGUCAAGCUAUGUCUCCAGAAAGCACCUCCAACACCCCAAUACUUUGAUGAAUCGCCGGUUGCUCUUGCCGCAUUUCGGGGAAACGAGGCUGUUGUGAAGUUACUGUUGGAAGAUGGCGGACUGGAUCCCAACGAAGAAAACAAAUAUCAUCGGACACCACUCCAUCUGGCCGCGGCGGGAGGUCAUGACAAUAUCGCCAAACUACUCCUCGACAGAUACGAUGUCGAACCAGAUGUGAAAGACCUGAGCAAUAUCACCCCGCUCUCGGAUGCUGCGAGAUAUGGCCAUGUGGGCGUCUUAAAACUACUUUUGGGUUCUGGUAAGACCAAUCCCAACGCUCGAGAUAGUAUGAAUCGCACACCGUUAUCCCACGCCGCAGAACGUGGGCAUUCAGAAGCCGCGAGCCUCCUACUUGCGACAGGCCUAGUCGAUGCGGAUUCCAAGGAUCAUAUGGAUCGGACACCAUUAUCUUGGGCUGCAGAAAAUGGGGUCCCUGAUACUGUCAGGGUACUUCUCCAAACGGGACGUGUCAAUCCCGAAUCCAAAGACAAAGAAGAGGGACGCACACCGCUAUCCUACGCUGCUGGAAGUUCGCACUAUUUGAACAGUUUCAAUGGGGCCAAGCGCCGCGACGAUGCACAGGAAUGUCGUGAUAUCUAUAAUCUUCUGCAGGGGAGAACAGAUCUGGUAUCCCCUCCAGAUGUGCAGGCCCGGCAGCGGGGGACUUAUGGGUGGCUAGCCAAAUGUGACCCGGUCGAUAUCAUUGAACAACUUCUCGAAUAUGACGGGGUCAACCCAGAUGCGCAGGAUAAACAGGGACAGACACCAUUGAUGUUGGCUGCACAGAGAAGACAGGUAGAGGCAGUCAGGCUGCUCAUGGCCACGGGCAAGGUGAAUCCAGAACUACGUGACAACGACGGCUGGACGCCGAGAAUUCACGCUGAACAGGGCUUCAAGCCACGCAAGCUAACCCAAGCUGAACUUGAUGAGCGUGCCUGGGAUGCCUGGGAAGCCGCACUGUAA
This is a messenger RNA of Penicillium cinerascens, 1647 nucleotides long. RefSeq names its product ankyrin repeat domain-containing protein. NCBI's taxonomy places the organism in Eukaryota, Fungi, Ascomycota, Eurotiomycetes, Eurotiales, Aspergillaceae. The record is from RefSeq and is a predicted model, not a curated record. Bases 1 to 1647 code for a protein of 548 amino acids. Gene Ontology annotation, molecular function: protein binding. The transcript has a single exon.